AUGGCAAUGGGUACAUUCACAAGCAGUCCAACGACUGCGUUCGUCUUUAUUGUGUUGUUGAUGCUUAUCGCUCUGCCUGGCAAAGCUGAAGCAUUCGGUGCAGGAAACAUCGCUUCUAUAUCGACCGUCGAGGGCAAGAAUUGGCGUCAUGGAGAUAUUGAGGACACUAUUCAAGCACUUGCUUUCAUUCAUGGGCACAAAUGGACCUCGGCCAUGAUCAAGCGUGUCUACUUUGGCAAUUGGCUGCGAGAUUACUCUCAGGCUAUGGAUGUUGGCACUCUCAAGAGUCUGCAAGCUGAUACGAUUCGGGUUCUUGUCUGGAUCCUUUCAUUUAUGACAUUUGGCUAUGCAACCGGAGAAUUUGAGGUUACUGCCGACAGACUCGGUGUUUAUCGUCCGGAAGAGCAUAUCGACAAUCCCAAAGAUUACGCAGAUAAUCAAGACGCCAGACAAUUUGAUAAGCGUUUGCGUCCACCUGUCCGCCAAAUUGAACUCGACAUUGACCCCGAAACCGGCAUGAAGAAUUACAUUGCCAACGAAAAAGGUGACUGGGCCACAAGCGCAGCAUACAUUAAGUACAGCAUAUCUCGAAGCAUUCACUACGGCAGACUAUAUACAAGCGGUGGGUCUAGUAAAGGCAAGGAAGAUGAUCUCUUCGAAGCUCUUAGGUGUCUGGGCCAAGGUCUCCACACCCUCGAAGACUUUGGCGCUCAUUCCAACUACUGUGAGCUCGUCCUCCGAGAAAUGGGUUUCCACAAUGUCUUUCCUCAUGUUGGUGCUGCGACAGAGAUCCACCUCCACGGGAAGCGCGUCUUUCCUCUUGUGACGGGCACAUUCGGAAUGGUGGAUUUCUUCCACUCUGUCCUCGGCGAAGCAAAUGAUCAUUUCACCCAAUCUGAACUCAACGAGGCGGACAACACUUUGCUCGGGGCCGAGUCAAACACACAGUCCCCUGCUAUCAACACAUUGACGGGGCUUUUGGGCAAGAUUCCGGGUACAAAGGAGCUUGUUACUGAAGCCGAAGAAUUGCAGCAACGAUCUAAUAUGCAGGCUGAGGCUAAUCGUCGUCGAAAUGUGCAUACUGGGUAUGCCUCUUCUCGAGGCGUGGAUGACUUUCCCAGUUCUCGUGGUCUAGAAGAUUAUUCUACCACGGGUUUUGAGCAGAGCAGAGCACCCGUUGAUGAUUACCAGUCAAGUCACUAUGGAGAAAGAGGACCUGCAGGCGGUAAUUACGAUUCAGGUCAUUAUGACCAGAGCAGAGCCUCGUCAGGUGGUGCCUAUCAACCAACCAAACCAACUCAACCGAGCAAAGUCUCAGGCUUGCCAGAUAUCGAUCCCCAAAAGACCAUUGAUCAGAUCUACCCUAUUCUCGAAUUCAGGGAUAAAGUGGUGCGACGCAUCAGCUCAAUUGUCGAGAAAAUACCCGGCUUGGAAAAGCUAAUUGAUAAGAUCACCGAAACAGUGACGCUAUUUGUCUUUUCACUCCUAGCACCCUUUAUCCGCCCUCUCAUCAAUGUGGCUUCUAAGUCUCUGCAAACGGGUUCGAUGGGAGUCGUUGAAUCCUCAGGAAAACAUCAAUACGAAGUGUGGGACAAUCCUCAGUGCACGGAUCCCACCCACUCCAUGCUGUCCAAGGAUCACUUUGCCAACAUGCUUAACCAGCCUGCCGGUCAAGUUGCUGCUGCUAUCCUGAGAUACGUCGUACCCCGUAUUUUGUAUGCAUGGCAACACAUCGAUGUCCCUGUGGAUCAAGUCACCCAUGACUGUCUGCAGGUCUUCCACCAUCCAGCUGCCAGAGAUAUGCGUAAUGAAGCCCACAGCGCGAUGUUCAAGGCAGUUGAGGACUGGGUUCACUCCAGAUCUGACCGCGGUCAUAAUUUGAACGAUCUACUUAGCGCAGAGAGUGUUAGGGCAGGCAAGAACUUGACUAAUCAUUCUUCUACUACCGGCGGUGCUCAUGGCCAUUCCCACGGCGGUGGUGGUUUUCCUGCUGUCAGCGGUGGUCUCUAUGGAGCUGGCGCUGCUUCGAACCAACAGCAUUCCUCCUCAGGAGCUCCAUGGGAGGAACUAUCGAAGCUGAACAUUAACAUUCCUGGAAUGUCUGGCGUGACUAAUGUUGCUAACAAACUCGGGGGAUUCUCAAAAUUCCUGUCAGGAACUGGUUUAACUCGGGAUGCCCCCGAAGAAACACCAGCACCGAGCCACAACACAGGAUACGAACCGCUGCAGCAAUCAUAUCAGCAUGAGCAGCCACAGCAUCAGCAGUAUCAACAUCAACAAACCGAUUAUGCUCAGUAUCAGCAACAUUCUGCACCGCCAGCCCCACCGUUUACUGGGAAUGAGAGCCACCAGAGUCUGGGGCCUAUGGCCAUGAACAAGGGUAUCGUGAACACCGUGAGCAUCAAGCCUCGGGGCAUCGCCAUGGCCAUGAGCAUCAACAUGAACAUGAACAUGGACAUGGGCACGGUCAUGGCCGUCACCAUGACUAUUAGACAGCACCAUACUUCUAGCUAG
This is a messenger RNA of Talaromyces amestolkiae, 2514 nucleotides long. RefSeq lists its product as uncharacterized. NCBI's taxonomy places the organism in Eukaryota, Fungi, Ascomycota, Eurotiomycetes, Eurotiales, Trichocomaceae. The record is from RefSeq and is a predicted model, not a curated record. The transcript is spliced from 5 exons. The coding region runs from base 1 to 2514 and encodes 837 amino acids.